Equus quagga is the source of this 716-nucleotide messenger RNA. It is a transcript of the gene MRPS17, whose product is annotated as mitochondrial ribosomal protein S17. The transcript has 3 exons. Gene Ontology annotation, biological process: mitochondrial translation. The record is from RefSeq and is a predicted model, not a curated record. Bases 163 to 531 code for a protein of 122 amino acids. Gene Ontology annotation, molecular function: structural constituent of ribosome. Gene Ontology annotation, cellular component: mitochondrial small ribosomal subunit; ribosome. NCBI's taxonomy places the organism in Eukaryota, Metazoa, Chordata, Mammalia, Perissodactyla, Equidae.
CCGGGUGCGAGAGCUCUGGAGACGGGUCGGCGUCGCCUGGCCUCAGGGUUGGCCAGGGCCGAGGGAUCGUUCAUCCCAGCCGUCCCUAGGCCGACGGGAUGGACUCGGUAUUAACUGAUCUGGAAGACAGUCCCAAGUCAAGGUGACCAAAGCCACAUCAUAAUGUCAAUAGCCCGUUCAUCUGUCCAUGCCAAAUGGAUCGUGGGGAAGGUGAUUGGGACAGCAAUGCAAAAAACUGCUAAAGUGAGAGUGACCAGGCUUGUUCUGGAUCCCUAUUUAUUAAAGUAUUUUAAUAAGCGAAAAACCUAUUUUGCUCACGAUGCUCUUCAGCAGUGCACAGUUGGGGACAUCGUGCUUCUCAAAGCUUUACCUGUCCCACGAACGAAGCAUGUGAAACAUGAACUGGCUGAGAUCAUUUUCAAAGUUGGACAAGUCAUAGAUCCAGUGACUGGAAAACCCUGUGCAGGAACCGCCUACCUGGAGAGUCCAGUCAGUUUGGAAACCACCCACCUCACCAAAAAUCUGGAAUAACUCGUUAUCUCUUCAACACAGUGAAGGAGGGUCGGAAGAAGGAGCCAAAGGGAAAGAUUUAUAGCUUUGCUUUGUGGAAAAAGAAAUUUUUCUAAGUUUUAUCACGGACUGUCUAGUUUCUCUUCUGGUAUUUAUGAAAUAGCUAAAAGUAAAUGAAUAAAGGGGCUGUUAUAAUUUUUCAUGAA